AUGCUUUUCAGGAAUCUGUUACUUGGUUCAAGGACCAAAGUAUUGGCCAAAUCGGCAAGUCCGGUCAAUGUCUAUAAACAACUUACGAAAAGAACAAUCUGUUCUACCAACGUGAAAUCUUUGAGAUUUGAUCUAAAUCAGAAAUCAAUGUUAAUGAAAACAUCUCCAUUCACCAAGACCAUUCCCCGUUCGUUUUCUUUGUCUUCUAAAUUUUCAAAUCCUACUACAAUCGCUGCUAACGCCACCGCCACCACCACACCAGUCGUCUCUGAAGAAUCAUUAAAGACAGCUAAAUCAGUCGCAUAUUGGUUAAUUGGUACAUCAGGUUUAGUCUUUGGUAUCGUCAUCCUAGGUGGGUUAACCAGAUUAACUGAAUCCGGGUUAAGUAUCACUGAAUGGAAACCUGUUGCUGGCACAUUACCACCAUUGAAUCAAAAACAAUGGGAAGAAGAAUUUGAAAAAUAUAAGGAAUCACCUGAAUUUAAACAAUUAAACUCUCAUAUCAAUUUGGAUGAAUUCAAAUUCAUUUUCUUCAUGGAAUGGGUUCAUAGAUUAUGGGGUCGUGCUAUUGGUGCCGUGUUUAUCUUACCAGCUGCUUAUUUCGCUGUCUCUGGGAAAACUUCUCGUCAUGUUAAUAAAAGGUUACUUGGUUUAACUGGUCUAUUGGCAUUGCAAGGAUUCCUUGGUUGGUGGAUGGUUAAAUCAGGGUUAGAUCAAGAACAAUUGACUGAAAGAAAUUCAAAACCGACUGUGUCACAAUAUAGAUUGACUACUCAUUUGGGUGCUGCUUUCUUUUUGUAUAUGGGUAUGUUAUGGACUGGGUUUGAAAUCUUGAGAGAACGUAAAUGGAUUAAAGAUCCUGCUGAAGCUUUGAAACUUUUCAAGAAAUUGGAUAAUGGGUCCAUGGGUCCAUUAAGGAAAAUUUCCCUGGGGUUAUUAUUUGUAAGUUUCGUUACUGCUAUGAGUGGUGGUAUGGUAGCAGGUUUAGAUGCGGGUUGGAUUUAUAACACAUGGCCAAAAAUGGGUGAACAAUGGCUCCCACCUUCCCGUGAACUAAUGGACGACAAUUUCGCUCGUAGAGAAGAUAAGAAGGAUCUAUGGUGGAGAAACUUAUUGGAAAAUCCAACUACGGUCCAACUAGUUCAUAGAACAUUCGCAUAUACUAGUUUUGCUGCCGUGCUAGCUGCCCAUAUGUACUGUAUUAAAUUGAAGCAUAUCAUUCCAAAAAAUGCAAAUACGACUAUGCAUGCCUUGAUGGGUGUUGUUACAUUCCAAGUCGGUUUAGGAAUUUUUACUCUAUUGUGGUUAGUACCAAUCCCAUUGGCUUCACUACAUCAAGGUGGGGCGUUGGCUUUAGUGACAACUUCUUUAAUUUUUGCUGUGCAAUUAAGAAAGCCAAGAAUGCCAAUUAGAAACUUGAUUAACAGUUUAUACAUCCAAAAAUUGCAACCAAGUAGCAAGAUUCUCAAUGAGGCAGCUAAAUUCUCUAACAAGGCAUUGUAA
Naumovozyma dairenensis CBS 421 is the source of this 1503-nucleotide messenger RNA. RefSeq names its product Cox15p (gene COX15). The transcript has a single exon. NCBI's taxonomy places the organism in Eukaryota, Fungi, Ascomycota, Saccharomycetes, Saccharomycetales, Saccharomycetaceae. Gene Ontology annotation, cellular component: mitochondrial inner membrane. The record is from RefSeq and is a predicted model, not a curated record. Gene Ontology annotation, biological process: heme A biosynthetic process. The coding region runs from base 1 to 1503 and encodes 500 amino acids. Gene Ontology annotation, molecular function: oxidoreductase activity, acting on NAD(P)H, heme protein as acceptor.